Molecule: messenger RNA, 399 nt
Organism: Didymodactylos carnosus
Lineage: Eukaryota; Metazoa; Rotifera; Eurotatoria; Philodinida; Philodinidae
Source: the annotation of a GenBank genome assembly
AUGAUAGUUCAACGUUUGAAUAAUCCAAAUGGUAUUCAAGUUGAAAUUGUUAAUGCUUCUAUAGUGAAUUCGCAAGCAAAAGUGUUGUCAAACUAUACAUUAAUUAUUAUUUCAAAAUUCAUAUGUAAUUCGACUACCUGCCAACUAUCGCUUAACACCACCAAUCAACCAAAUUAUGUAGUCAUUAUUAACACAAAUGGUACACUAGUGACUGUAUCUUUAACAAUACUGAACGUGAAAGAUAUCACUUCAACUACAGUGACACCAGUUUUAGUUGGUGAAAAGCCUCCAACGAGAUCUGCGCAAUUAGGCAUGGGUUUAGGGAUAUCAUUUUGUGCUGUGAUUAUUAUUGUUGAAAUUAUAUUUCUUAAUAUACUUUCAGCACGUUCUACACGAUGA